Molecule: messenger RNA, 2612 nt
Organism: Mustela lutreola (European mink)
Lineage: Eukaryota; Metazoa; Chordata; Mammalia; Carnivora; Mustelidae
Gene: LINGO3
Product: leucine rich repeat and Ig domain containing 3
Exons: 2
Coding region: 643-2421 (592 amino acids)
Cellular component (GO): extracellular region
Molecular function (GO): protein binding
Source: RefSeq, a predicted model, not a curated record
CCCGGCCCGGGUCCCCGGUGACCACUGCCGCCCCGCCCACCGCGGACAGCCUGUCACAGCAGCGGGGCGCCGUCCGGGAAACAGGUCAUCCGCCCACCUGGACGCUGAGGCCGGGCCGCCCCCGUGGGAUUUGGCUUACGGGAGGCAGACGAGGCUGUGCACCCAGUCCCCGGUGCUGGCUUGUCCAUCCGGGGCACGCGGGGGCCGGGGGGAGGAGGCCUGGUUCUGUGAGGGGGUCUGGGUGGCCCCAGGCUGAGCGUCUGGCACCCAGCACAGUGCCCUCGGGGACCUUCAUCGGGGGCAGCAUGCAUGCCCGGCUCCCGGCGCUGCCGACCCCGAGCCUUCCUGGGGGGUGGAGGAAGGCGCGGCGGUGCUGGGGGCCUCGCGGCCCUGCCCGGCUGACACACGGGUCUGCGGAGCACGCAGACGUCACGGUUCCGCGGGGGAUGGGGUCCCCUGGCCCUGGGAGAGCCGUGGAGACGAGGAGACGGCGUCCUGGGCUUGAGCUUUAUCUGCUCAUCACCCGCUGUGUGGCCCUGGGCAGGUCCCUUUCCCUCUCUGGGCUUCUGCGUCCCCGUGUGUACCACAGACCGAUGGUGCCCACGAGGAUGCUGGCGCGGCCCUAGGCCCACGCUCCGCACCAUGACCUGCUGGCUGUGCGUCCUGGGCCUGCAGCUCCUGCUCCUGCCCGCGGCGCCCCCGCCGGCCGCCGGCUGCCCGGCCCGCUGCGAGUGCUCGGCGCAGACGCGCGCGGUGGCCUGUCCCCGGCGCCGGCUCACCGCCGUGCCCGACGGCAUCCCGGCCGAUACGCGCCUGCUGGAGCUCAGCCGCAACCGCAUCCGCUGCCUGAACCCGGGCGACCUGGCCGCGCUGCCGCUGCUGGAGGAGCUGGACCUGAGCGAGAACGUGAUCGCGCACGUGGAGCCGGGCGCCUUCGCCAACCUGCCGCGCCUGCGCGUCCUGCGCCUGCGCGGGAACCUGCUCAAGCUCAUCCCGCCCGGGGUCUUCACGCGCCUGGACAACCUCACGCUGCUGGACCUGAGCGAGAACAAGCUGGUCAUCCUCCUGGACUACACCUUCCAGGACCUGCGCAGCCUCCGCCGGCUGGAGGUGGGCGACAACCACCUGGUGUUCAUCUCGCGCCGCGCCUUCGCGGGGCUGCUGGCGCUCGAGGAGCUGACCCUGGAGCGCUGCAACCUCACGGCGCUGUCCGGAGAGUCGCUGGGCCACCUGCGGGGGCUGGGCGCCCUGCGGCUGCGGCACCUGGCCAUCGCCGCCCUGGAGGACCAGAACUUCCGGAGGCUCCCGGCCCUGCUGCACCUGGAGAUCGACAACUGGCCGCUGCUGGAGGAGGUGGGCGCCGGCAGCCUGCAGGGGCUCAACCUGACCUCGCUGUCCGUCACGCACACCAACAUCACCGCCGUGCCGGCCGCCGCGCUCCGCCACCAGGCCCACCUCACCUGCCUCAACCUGUCGCACAACCCCAUCAGCACGGUGCCGCGCGGCUCCUUCCGCGACCUGGUCCGCCUGCGCGAGCUGCACCUGGCCGGCGCCCUGCUGGCCGUCGUGGAGCCGCAGGCCUUCCUGGGGCUGCGGCAGAUCCGCCUGCUCAACCUCUCCAACAACCUGCUGUCCACGCUGGAGGAGAACACCUUCCACUCGGUCAACACGCUGGAGACGCUGCGCGUGGACGGGAACCCGCUGGCCUGCGACUGUCGCCUGCUCUGGAUCGUGCAGCGCCGGAAGACCCUCAACUUCGACGGGCGGCUGCCGGCCUGCGCCACCCCGGCCGAGGUCCGCGGCGACGCGCUGCGCAGCCUGCCCGACUCGGCGCUCUUCGAGUACUUCGUGUGCCGCAAGCCCAAGAUCCGCGAGCGGCGGCUGCAGCGCGUCACGGCGGCGGCGGGCGACGACGUGCGCUUCCAGUGCCGCGCCGAGGGCGAGCCGGCGCCCACCGUGGCCUGGGUGACGCCGCGCCACCGCGCCGUGACGGCCGACAGCGCGGGCCGCGCGCGCCUGCUGCCCGGGGGCACGCUGGAGAUCCGGGGCGCGCGCCCGCAGGACAGCGGCACCUACACGUGCGUGGCCAGCAACGCGGGCGGCAACGACACGUACUUCGCCACGCUGAGCGUGCAGCCCGCGCCGGCCGCCAACCGGACCCCGGGCGAGGGCCGCAACGAGACGCAGGCGGCCGCGCGCUUCCAGCUGGACCUCACCACCAUCCUCGUGUCCACCGCCAUGGGCUGCAUCACCUUCCUGGGCGUCGUGCUCUUCUGCUUCCUGCUGCUCUUCGUGUGGAGCCGCGGCCGCGGGCAGCACAAGAACCACUUCUCCGUGGAGUACUCCUUCCGCAAGGUGGAUGGACCGGCGGCCGCGGCGGGCCAGGGCGGCUCCCGCAAGUUCACCAUGAAGAUGAUCUGACGCCCCGCGCGCGCCGGCCGGUCCCACGAGCACCUGUGCAUCUCCCGGAGGCCGCCCGCCGCCGGCGCCCCGCGCGACUGACCCCCUUUUUUGUAGGGACCGGACCACAGGACUGUCUUUUCAUCAGGACUCAUCUUUUGCAUAGUUUCUCGAGCAUUUUCUAAAGGUUUCCCCCCGGUCUUCCUGUCCCU